AUGGCAGAACUCACUGAUGAUGCCGACUGCGAUGCCGGCGAAACGUUUGAGAAUGUACCAAUUCCAUUGUCUGAUGCUGGGAAUUAUGACAACUACUAUGGCAGAGAACUUCGGAAAAGUAUAUCACGUAAGAUGGGUCAGGACAUAAAAGGAGGUAAAGCACAACCGUUUGGGCAGAAAGAUGAUCAAGGGAGUGACUUCACUUGUCUUUUGACGAGGUGUAGUUUGGUGCUGAGAAUGGCACGACCCAGCGAUUAUGCCGACUAUGAUGCCGGCGGAACGUUUGAAAAUGUAUUAAAUUCACAGUCUACCGCUGGAAAUUAUGCUAACCGCUAUAGCAGACGAUUUCGGACAAGCUGCGUCCAACUAAAUCGCCCUUACAUCACGACCAAGUUGCGAUAA
Messenger RNA from Protopolystoma xenopodis, 402 nucleotides. The record is from the annotation of a GenBank genome assembly. NCBI's taxonomy places the organism in Eukaryota, Metazoa, Platyhelminthes, Monogenea, Polystomatidea, Polystomatidae.